AGAGAGAGGGAGAGAGGGAGAGAGAGAGAGAGGCAGGAGAGAGAGAGAGAGAGAGAAAUGGCGCCUCGAUGCUGCGCUCACUGAGGCAGGGUUUGGAGCCGGUAAGAGAGAUUCAGUGAGGGCAGACUAAAGGAGAAACCAUGGUGAAUACGAGAAAAAGCUCACGACCGGGGACCGGUCCCUUUAUCUCCUCUCGGACUAGGUCUUCGUCGAGAACCGAGCGAAGCUCUGAAGAACAUAAGGAUCACAGUAGUGAUGUUAGUAGUCCCAGCAGCCCACGGUUGGCUCCCCCUUCCAAGCGGACACGACGACAGACCGCCUCUGAGCCCAGCUCCAGUGACACCUCCCCGUCCCCUCAGACUAAAGGCCAGAGGGUCAGCUGGGACAUCCCCACCUAUCGCACCAGGUUGUCCUCUCGCAUAAUGCAAAAUGGGCACGCUCAUAUGAGUCACCGGAAUGAUGAGAGCGGAGGGGGAGAUCACUCCCACAUGAACGGCCAUGUGGAACUGAAGAAGAGCUGCCGGGUGAAGAAGAGCCAAUUUGAACACCUCAAUCAGAGCCUGCUGUUUGACCAGCUGGUCAACAGCACUGCUGAGGCUGUCCUUCAGGAGAUGGACAACAUCAGCAGCAUCAGGCAAACGGAGGUGGAGCGUCUUCGCAUGUGGACAGGAGACACUGAGGAGGAAAACAUGGACAUGUAUUCUCGGGUGAAGCGUAGGAAAUCAAUGCGCAGGAGUACCUUCAGCAUGCCUGCACAUCAUAAAGCCAUGAGUAAAACUGAGCAGGAGGAGGAAGAAGAGGAAGGGACGGAAGAUUCUCAUGGUGACGAUGAAGAGGAAGAUGCAGAGGAUGAUGAUGAAGAUGAUGAAGGAGAUGAAGGAGAGGCAGGAGAGGAAAAUGACAGGCCAUACAACCUGAGGCAGAGAAAGACGGUGCAGAGAUAUGAAGCACCACCUAUCGAGCCUGUGAACAGAAAACAGAGCAACCCCUCACUGUUUGACACCCAUAGAUCCCCAGCAAGAAGAAGCCAUAUAAGAGUGAAGAAACAUGCCAUUCACAGCAGUGACACAACCUCGUCUUCUGAUGAGGAACGGUUUGAGCGGAGAAAAAGCAAGAGCAUGAGCCGGGCCAGGAACAGAUGUUUGCCAAUGAAUUUGACAGCAGAAGACUUGGCCAGUGGUGUGUUGCGUGAUCGGGUUAAAGUGGGCACCAGUCUAGCUGAUGUGGACCCCAUGAACCUUGACACCUCAGUGAAAUUUGAAAGUGUUGGUGGCCUCAGUAAUCACAUUCAGUCACUAAAGGAGAUGGUCGUGUUCCCACUGCUUUAUCCCGAGAUCUUUGAGAAGUUUAAGAUUCAACCUCCCAGAGGGUGUUUGUUCUAUGGCCCUCCGGGGACAGGAAAGACCCUGGUGGCUCGGGCGCUUGCUAAUGAGUGUAGCCACGGAGACAGGAAGGUUUCUUUCUUCAUGAGGAAAGGAGCAGACUGCCUCAGCAAGUGGGUCGGUGAAUCGGAACGGCAGCUACGCUUGCUAUUUGACCAGGCUUACCUGAUGAGGCCAUCUAUUAUUUUCUUUGAUGAGAUUGAUGGUUUGGCUCCUGUUCGCUCCAGCAGGCAAGACCAGAUACACAGUUCUAUUGUGUCAACCCUGCUCGCCUUGAUGGAUGGCUUGGACAGUCGUGGGGAGAUAGUGGUCAUUGGUGCUACAAACAGACUUGACUCUAUUGACCCUGCACUCAGGAGGCCCGGACGCUUUGACCGGGAGUUUCUGUUUAACCUGCCAGACAAGAAGGCCAGAAAGCACAUUCUGGAGAUUCACACACGGGACUGGAAUCCCAAAUUGGCUGAGCCAUUUGUAGAGGAACUUGCAGAAAAAUGUGUCGGCUACUGUGGUGCUGACAUCAAAGCACUUUGCACAGAGGCAGCCUUGGCGGCGCUGCGCCGCCGCUACCCCCAGAUCUACGGCAGCAGUGUCAAACUGAAGCUGGACAUCACCUCCAUUGUCCUGGGGCCCGGCGACUUCAGCAAGGCAAUGACGACAAUUGUCCCAGCCUCCCAGAGGGCCCUUGCUCCCCCGGGCAGAGCCCUGUCCCCUACCCUCAGGCCUCUGUUGGCAAGCUCUUUUUCUUUGGUGCUGAAAGCUCUGCUCCGAGUCUUCCCCCAUGGUCAGUGUACUGACAGGGACAACAAACAUGACGGUGACAAUCAACUGCUUGCAGAGGACUUGUACAGCGACGAUGACAAUGAGGAAGGCUCCCCUUCCAUCUAUGAAGUCCAGCCUGCUGCAUCCCCAAAGAGUCAGCUCUCCUCUUCUGCAACCCACAGACCCUUCCUCCAUUUCUCCAUCUCUGCCCUCCAACAGCCCACAGCAUACCGGCCUCGUCUGCUGCUGGCUGGGCCCCCAGGCUCGGGACAGAGCUCUCAUUUGGCCCCUGCUUUGCUGCACCACCUGGACAAGCUGCCAGUGCACCGCCUGGAUUUGCCCACCCUCUACUCCGUCAGCGCCAAGACGCCAGAGGAGUCCUGUGCUCAGGUUUUCCGUGAGGCUCGUCGGAGCGUGCCCAGUGUGGUAUUUAUGCCGCAUGUCUCCGAGUGGUGGGAGACAGUGAGUGACACUGUGAAAAGCACCUUCUUCACCUUGCUGCAGGAUGUCCCCUCGUUCAGCCCUGUCCUUAUCCUUGCCACAGCUGAGUCCCACUACUCACAGCUGUCAGACGAGGUGAGAAGUAUGUUCCAGAGGACUUACGGGGAAGUAGUGACGCUGUGCCCUCCUGAAGAAGAGGACAGGAGAACCUUUUUCUCUGACCUGCUUCUGGUCCAAGCUGCCAGGGCUCCACCUCGCCUCAAGAACACAGAGAGGGUUAAAGAGGCGCUGCCAGUUGCAGAGGCUCCAGGCCCCAGGGUCCUGUCAGCAGAGGAACAGCGCCGCCUUGCUGAACAGGAGGAGAACACACUACGUGAGCUCAGGCUCUUUCUCAGGGACGUGACCAAGCGCCUGGCCACCGACAAACGUUUUAACAUCUUCAGCAAACCAGUUGACAUUGAUGAGGUGUCAGACUAUCUGGAGGUUAUUCGGCAGCCCAUGGACCUGUCAACUGUCAUGACCAAGAUUGACACAAACAAGUACUUCACAGUGAAGGACUUUCUGGUGGAUAUCGACCUCAUCUGCAGUAAUGCUUUAGAGUACAACCCUGACAAGGAUCCUGGAGACAAGGUGAUCAGGCACAGAGCAUGCAGUUUAAAGGACACAGCUCAUGCUAUAUUUGCUUCCGAGCUGGACCCUGAAUUCGACCGCAUGUGUGAUGAGAUCAAAGAGGCGUACAAGAAGAGGGGCCUCGAGACGCCAGCUCAGGCGACGCCAGCUCCCACUGUUGCAACCAGGAAGCAUCACUUUGCAGGAGAGGAGCCAACCACGAGCAGCACUCAGGGCGAGGCCACUGAAAAACAGUGCACCACUAAUCAUAUCAAGCGGAAGGUUCGGCGGCGACCAUCUUGGGGGCGGGGCAUCAUUCGUAAAAAGAAGACCUACAAGAAAGGGACAGAAGAGGAGGAGGAGGAGGAAGACCCUGAGCCAGAGGUGGAGGCCACAGGGCCCAGUGACUCAUGCUUGACGCAGGAUGAGGAAUCAUCUUGCGAUACCAUGGGUCCCCAGCCCAACGGCCACCAUACCCACCUUCCCUCCACAGAGGAGGAGAGCUCCAACGAGCCUCCUGUUACAGCUCCCGCCGUUCCUCCAGAUGUUAGUGAAGCCACAGAAGAGCCAACAACCGAGGAGGAGAAGCCCACAGCCAAAGAGGUGGAGUCUGAGAAAACUGAGCAACGCACUGAGCUUCAUAGUCCAGGUGAUAGUUCUGAGCCCAUGGUGGACGGGGAUUGCCAGGCUAAGCUGGCUGGCAUCCAGCCUUCCACUGAUACGACCGAGUGUUCAGAUGCUGAGGCCGAGCCUAAGCACACAGAUGUUCUCCUGCAAUCACAUGUGGACUGUGUGAAUGGAAACGAUUCAAUGGACAGCCUGGACUCACAAAGCCUGGAUAAGAGCAGUGAAGCUGAGAAAGGGACUCCUCAAAGCAUGGCUGAGGGCUCUCAUAAUACAGAUCAGGAAGAGCACAAAGACAGAGAUGAGAGCAAACCAACUACUCAGGAGAACCCUCCCCAGGAUGGAGGAACAGUAACAGAAAAUAUUGAGGAAGAUCAAGAUAAUGAAGGAGGUUCCGACGCCAGGAAACGCAGUAGGAGCCUGUCAGAGCAGCUGAAGUGUUCUGCAGAGGGGACAGAGGAACAGCCACAACCACUCCCUCCCCAUCCUCCUGUAGUGGUCGAUCACCAGCGCCUUUCGGCUCUUCUGGAUACUGUGGUGAAGAAGAGCGACGGUUACAGCGUGGAGCAGCUAGAGAGACUCUACUCCCUCCUCAGCCAGUGUAUCUACCAGCACCGCAGAGAGUACGACAAAACCCAGCUACUGGAGGAGAUGGAGGAGAGAAUCCAACAUUUUGAUACAUUCCUGUGAGUCGGAGAGAAUACCUAUCAGGUUACACCCUGAACAGCCCGGGACCACAAAGAUAUACAAACUGAGUGGAGGAGAGUGAAGGAGCGUCUGAGUCCAGCCCUCAUCAAAUUAAAAACUAACAAAAAAAAAACAAUCAACCAGAAAAAUCCAGCACCCUCCUUUUGCUGGGAGGGAUCACGACAAAGGACAGGGUUGAGGACAGAGACAUUCAAUGGUGCUAUCGUCUCAGGAACCUGGCCAGAUCCAGACCCAUUUUACACAACCAAACUCCUAGAGGUGUGUCAGUCACACACACAAUGCACACACACACACCAAUGGUGACGGGCAACCCUGGUGCUAAUCAGGUGCUAUCCAAACUUUUUAUCCAUGCUGCUCUUUGGAUUACUUCUUAACUAGGAUGACUAGCAAAACCAACAGAUCGGGUGAUGUCAUAUCGCAGUUCUCUCAUAUGCACACACACACACACACACACACACACACACACGCCCGUUCACUUGGGUAUGCAUGUAUUUCUAUAGACACACACACACACACACACACACACACACACACACACACACACUCACUUAGAUCCUCACCAGCAGAUUUUGCGAAUGCAGAGUGUUGCCAGGAGAUGAGGACAGUUAAUGUUCUGAAUCACUGAACUACAUCGUUGAGCCAGUCGCGCUCUUGAGUGGAACGCUUCAUCACAGGCCAGUCCUCGCAUCAUUAUCAUUCGGCUUGCUUUUUUUCUGCCAUUUUAGCUACUCGAUUAAUUCAAUAUCUGAGCCACCGUCAAGGAUACUCACCCAGAAUGAUAGUUUACAAAGUUUUACAGCGACUCGUCGAGGUUAGCACAGCAGGACUAGAACCCAUAAUGUCCUCUUUAUCAGGUGUGGAAAUCUGUAAGCCCCCUCUGUGAAUGAUGGAACAAGCGUCUCCUGCAGAUCACUCCACGCAGACCACCUCUGGCGUUCACAGUCUUUGCAGAUUGUCCCGUUCUUAAUAGUCUGUGGUAGCUGACCCCCCCCCCACACACACACACACACCCCUCUCUCUCCACACUACAUUCUCAGUCUGAAUGUUUCCCCUCCUGUCAAGCUGUGCCCGCCCGCCACUAAAUAUUUUUUUCUUGCUGUACCAACACCCCAGCUGAGGAACUGGAAGCAUGACAAAUUGGAAAGCGUCUGGAGUUUGCACUGCCUAGUGUGUGCCUUAUUUCAACCGUCAUAUGAAACUCUGAAAGAUGAAGCAGGCUCUUUUUAUUUACUUCUUGUGACACUCGACAGGCUCAAAGUUAGGGUGGGUGCUAACCACUGAGGUCAGUGACCUUGAAGCAUUAAAAUAUAUAAAUCUCAAUGCCAGUCUGUCUUUUGAAAACAUAUCUUUGUAUGUCUCUAACCUUGGCCAAAAAGAAAUUUCAGUUUGAGAAACAUUAAGUAUUUUUAGAAGCUACACACCCCUCUUUCUGGGUGGUUGUCUGGCGAGAAAUGUCUCACGCACUUGGAAUAUUGUAGAGAUAUUUAAAACGUAUUAAUGCCCUGUUAUUGGGGAAGUUAGUCUCUGCCUGAGCAGCCAGCAGACGAAUGAAAAAUUUGACGAUACCGCCUUCAAUCUUUGAAAUGCAAAAACAAACAAACAAAUAAUGCGAGUCCAACAAUUUGUGGUGCCAAGUGUUGUCUUACUCCCUGUGAAGGUGCUGAUAUAACGAAGCCUGUUCUGUUCCAACUUUAAAAAAAUGUUCUCUAAUAUGGUCAUAACAUCUUAUGUAUUAUGUUGUGUAUUUGAUGAUCAUUUUUUCUACCUUUUUAUACGAAGCUUUGCUUGAGUUGAGAUUGCCUCCGCAUGGGUUUAUGGAUCCAUAAUGAACAAGGCCAUUCUAGGCAGUGCCCGUCACUAAGGUGUAUAAAGAAUGACAUGAUUUGUUUUUAUUUCCUCCUUUCAAAUAUGUGAACCCACUUUGUGGAUGUCUUUUGUUGUUACGUUCUCAUUUCUCGACAAGAGAAGCUGGAUUCUCAUGUCUGGCCAACACAGUAUACGUUAUCUGACUGCAGUAAAUGGAGGUUUUGCUGAAGCUUUAUAAGGUUUCCGUGGCAGUCUGCCAUAUUUUGAGCAGGAUGUGUAGACUGGAGAAGGCCCCCUUCUUUCUCUCCCAGAACUCUUGUCCAGUCCUCAAACCUCUCGGUGCAACUCUGACCCCAGCUCACCUCUGCCUUUUUUUCUCAAAUGUGUUGUGACAAAAGCAAAGACCAUAUGCAAACUGGCAAUGACAGGUUAGCACUUGGACUACUGCAGAGAGAGAAAAACCAACGCUACCUCAGCUUAAUUUAUUUUAAUGCGGUAACUGUUUACUGGGUACAAAAACAGUAUUUUCUCCCCUCCCCCAAAAUACUGUUUCAACAUCAACAGCAGUAUCACCGAAGGUACCAGAUCAGUCAAACCACGGCUGCUGCAGUAAUCCAACAGUAGUUUAUAUCUCUCCCCGAUUGUUAUGUAUGUUUGCAUUUGAGCCAGAUGAUGAUUGCAUAAAUUGUAAGAAUAUUUGAUAAACUGUACGUUUAAAUAUUUAGUUUCAGGAACAUUUCUACUCACUGAGGAGAUAAUCCUAGACCUGCUCCUUUUUUCAUAUUUUCAACCCAUAGGCGUUAAAGAGAACAUUUUCUGCCUCCUCUCACAUCCAUCGCCUUUUUGAUUCUUUCAGAUUUUCAUCUCAUGAUUCUGAUUAUUUAUUCUUAAACAUGUUUUACAUCUAAUAUUCAGUCAAUAGUGUUUUUGUAUUGUUUGUAAUUGAACUAAUCGGGAGGCAUCACGCGUCCGUUUUUUUUUUUAACCGUUUUGCUGAACUGCAUAGCGUUUGUGUAGCAUGUCUAUUUGGCGUGUACGGGGGAAUAAAGGGUUUACAGGUCUCUCAGGUUCAACACGCAACAACAUGCCCUUUCAGCUUUUCUAUUUAUUUCAUUGCUCUGGUGCUUUCUUUGUUCAUGUGGUUACCGACUGUGGCAUACUGGAAGAGACUAACAUUACGAUGGAUGUGGAUAUUUAAUGAAAACAGAGUCCGUCUAGUUCAUCACAGAGAAACAGGACCAGACUAACCUUCUUUUGAUGUUUUCCACUUUGUCUCCUCUUUCUGCCAAAAUAAUUAUUUUUUAUGAAUUAAAAAAAAAACACUUAUGGAAAUAAAAUGGGUAGUUAAAUGUCAUACAUUGUGAUCUUCCUUUCUUAUUAUAAAUUGUAGCCAGUUUGGACUAAUAACCAAUUUUUGUCUGGUAGUUGAGACUACUUAGUCCAGUAUGCAGAAGGAAAGGGUUUGUUCUAUCCAGAAUGUCUUUGCCCCCCUUCCCCCUCCCCCCAGUUUAUUUAGUCGAGACCUUCAUUGCUUCGUCUGUUCUGUUUGUUUGUGUAUUUAACACACCUGUUCGCAAUUGUUACUUUAGUGUAAGUUAUAUUUGAAAUGAAACAUUUACUGUAUUUCUCAAAUAAACUGCUGUGAUAUACUUGAAUAAAAGGUUCAAAGGUU
Molecule: messenger RNA, 8001 nt
Organism: Labrus bergylta (ballan wrasse)
Lineage: Eukaryota; Metazoa; Chordata; Actinopteri; Labriformes; Labridae
Gene: atad2b
Product: ATPase family AAA domain containing 2B
Biological process (GO): positive regulation of transcription by RNA polymerase II
Cellular component (GO): nucleus
Molecular function (GO): ATP binding; histone binding; chromatin binding
Source: RefSeq, a predicted model, not a curated record